This is a messenger RNA of Cuscuta campestris, 804 nucleotides long. The record is from the annotation of a GenBank genome assembly. NCBI's taxonomy places the organism in Eukaryota, Viridiplantae, Streptophyta, Magnoliopsida, Solanales, Convolvulaceae.
AUCGCCUAGAAUAAAAUCUAGGGACUGCCCUAAAUGGAUUAGUGGCAAGAAUGAGUGAUGCAUCUACGCACGCCCACGACAACACUCAACAGCUGGGCGGUGAGCACGCCGACGCUGAAACGGAGGCGUCUAGCUUCAUGCCUCAGUAGAACGCUGGGCAUCCCAACGUACCGCUGAACACUCGGAACAACCAGAACUUCGGGAUGCCUGCUUUCAUGGCUCAAUUCCUGCAACAGAUGGCAAACGCGCUAAUGUUCCAACCGCCUCCGCCACCGCAGCGACAGAUCACCUUCAAGACUUUGAAGGAUAACGGAGCUAAAGAGUUCCUUGGGGAUCGAGUGGCUGAACCCCAGGUAGCACUGGAAUGGAUCGAUCAAGUUGCUAGAGUGCUGAAUGAUCUGAAUGUGCCAAUUGGUGAUCACCCGAAGCUAGCAUCUCAACUGCUUUGUAAAGGAACAAACGGAUGGUGGAAGCGCACCGACAGCAAGCCACAGACGCCGAAGCCGUGGACGUGGGCCUAUUUUGACAAGGCUUUCAAGAAUAAAUACAUUCCAGCCCAUUUCCGAGAGGAGAAGCGGAUGGAGUUUAUGGAGCUGUGACAAGGGAACAUAACCCUUGCCGAACUACGAUAGAAGUUGAACGCUUGGCUCAGUUUGCACCCACGUUGGUAUCCACGCCGGCUGACCAAAUUAAAGAGUUCACGAAGAGAUUGUGUUCUGAUGUGCGGCCUUACGUGUCAAUCAUAACUACCACUAACUUCUCCGAGGCGUAUGAACUGAUGGCGAAGAAAGAGAAGGACGUGGA